AUGGCUUUUUUCAAACGAACAUUCCAGACCGUCAAGGAGGCAGUUGGCACGAGUAAAAAGACUGACGACACUAACGUAAAUGCAUUAAGAUUGGAGAUAACAAAUUUGCUCAAAAAGCUUCGUAAAGUGAAUCAAUCAUAUGUCAAAUUACCGGACACAAUCCGUUCGUCGACCGUUUCACAUAUGCAAGCAAUGAAAGAUAUGACGGACGUACUUGGGGAAGGGAGUUGCAGUUCAACAUGUUACUCAGUGUUUGAAGAAAUAGACAUGAAAGGCCAUCAAUAUGGUCUAAAGAUUAAAGAUGAGGUCUUGACGCCUCUUUCGCGAUUAAUCGAUAUGUGCAUUGUCCUCGACAAACGUUUUAAAGUGCUUACCGAGCGAAGACUGGACAUGGACGCCGCCCACGACAAAUUUGAGUCAAUAGCCAAAAGACCGCCCAACAAGCAAAGUGGGUUAGUCGAAGUAGAACAGUCGUACAACGACUUCAAAGACUUCUAUGAGUAUUUAAGAGACGAAAUUCUUGACGAUGGUGCAAAGUUUGUAGAGGAAGUGAAGAAGCAACUUCCACAAAUAUGCGCCAACUGUAUGAGAAGUUAUACAGACUAUAUUAAUGAUACCAAUGAGAUCUGGGCAAAGGUACCUAAUCUCAUCUCAGCAAUAGCUGUCGUCGAUUUACACACCGAACUUCCAGUCACUCCAAAUGAACAGUCUUGUGUCAUUCUUGAGAAUGUUAGAAGUAAAAGGGGAAGCGACGUUUCCAAUGGCACUAUUAAACAGAACACUGACUACUUCCCAACAACUCAACAACCAGCCGCAAGCAUUCCACAACAACAAGGGUUCGACCAGCCACAACAAUCAGUGCCUUUACCACCUCAAGACAAACCAACGCCAGUGAGUAGUGUGGUCACUGCUUUAUACGAUUACACCGCUGCGGAAGAAGGAGAAUUGACAUUUAAAGAAGGUGACGUCAUAGAAGUACUUGAGAGAGAUGGCGAUUGGUGGAAAGGAAAAACCAAAUCUGGUGUUACUGGUAUAUUCCCAUCCAAUUACGUACAGUAA
Messenger RNA from Entamoeba invadens IP1, 1059 nucleotides. RefSeq names its product signal transducing adapter molecule, putative. Gene Ontology annotation, biological process: endocytosis; actin cortical patch localization; plasma membrane tubulation. Gene Ontology annotation, molecular function: lipid binding; protein binding. Gene Ontology annotation, cellular component: actin cortical patch; medial cortex; mating projection tip. The coding region runs from base 1 to 1059 and encodes 352 amino acids. NCBI's taxonomy places the organism in Eukaryota, Evosea, Mastigamoebida, Endamoebidae. The transcript is spliced from 2 exons. The record is from RefSeq and is a predicted model, not a curated record.